This is a messenger RNA of Microcebus murinus (gray mouse lemur), 729 nucleotides long. RefSeq names its product regulator of G protein signaling 10 (gene RGS10). Gene Ontology annotation, molecular function: GTPase activator activity; G-protein alpha-subunit binding. Gene Ontology annotation, cellular component: cytoplasm; plasma membrane; nucleus. The record is from RefSeq and is a predicted model, not a curated record. Gene Ontology annotation, biological process: regulation of G protein-coupled receptor signaling pathway. Lineage: Eukaryota; Metazoa; Chordata; Mammalia; Primates; Cheirogaleidae.
CUGUUGUUUGGUCCACUCAAAAGAGGAUGUUGAGACUUGUUUUUUCUGCGGACCCAAGGGUGCGCGGGAGGCCGGGCAGCCCCUGCCUUUCUCGCACAAAGUGUCUCUGAGAAGGCAGCGGAUUUUUGGUCUGCGUGGAGCUUCUCGGGUGGACCCCUGAGCAUGGAACACACCCAUGACAGCGACGGUAGUUCCGGCAGCAGCCGCCAGAGCGUCAAGAACACAGCCAAAUGGGCGGCCUCCCUGGAGAAUCUGCUGGAAGACCCAGAAGGCGUGAAGAGAUUUAGGGAAUUUUUAAAAAAGGAAUUCAGCGAAGAAAAUGUUUUGUUUUGGCUAGCAUGUGAAGAUUUUAAGAAAACGCAAGAUAAGAAGCAGAUGCAGGAAAAGGCGAAGGAGAUCUACGCGACCUUUCUGUCCAGCAAGGCCUCCUCACAAGUCAACGUGGAGGGGCAGUCUCAGCUCAACGAAAAGAUCCUGGAAGAACCGCAUCCUCUGAUGUUCCAGAAACUGCAGGACCAGAUCUUCAAUCUCAUGAAGUACGACAGCUACACCCGCUUCUUAAAAUCUGACUUGUUUUUAAAACACAAGCGAACCGAGGAAGAGGAAGAAGACCUGCCCGACACACAAACUGCAGCUAAAAGAGCUUCCAGGUCCGGGCACGGUGGCUCACGCCUAUAAAGCUUGCACUUUGGGAGGCCAAGGCAGAGGAUCGCUUGAGGUCAGGAGUUC